CCAGCAGACCACAGGAGGAGGAGGGAUGAUGACGAUGAAGAAGAGGAGGAAGAGGAGGAGGAAGGAGCGGGAGAGCGGAGGAGGGAGGCGGGAGGAGAGUGGGGAGUACUCAGAGGACGAGGACAUGUUCACCAUCGACAUGAGCACUGAUGAGGAGAGAGAGCAGGACAACACCACCAGCAGGUGAUUACAGUAGAUAUAGUCUUUACAUCAACACUAUUUACACUAAUCUACAACGUGUGUGUGUGUGUGUGUGUGUGUGUGUGUGUGUGUGUGUGUGUGUGUCCAGAACGUCUGUACAGACAGGGACGCAUUUGGCAAGAGAGGCACACACACAGCCCGCCUCUGAGUUAUCUGUUUACAUUGGGCCCCAAUUCCUGGAGAAACGACAUUCCUACAGUGGCCUCUGCUACUACUUCUGUAACAGCGAUCACAUGCUGCAACAGAUACAGAUACUGUACUCACUGUGCUGCUUUCUAUAUUUCCCUCUGGCAGCCCAACCCUUACGAAGCCCAGGGUGACUCCAGGACGCAAUGGGUGGAAAACGUGCUGUAAUGUCAUAAUGAGUGGAAUUCUGGGGCUGUUCUUGGAAUUCUUGAGCAAUAACAAACAGCUUGCUGAGUUUGGACAGUGUCACGCCUUGGCUCUGGGACUCUGUUAUGUUGAGCCAGGGUGUGUGGUUUCUAUGUGUUUUGUGUGCUAGGGUUAUUAUCUAGUUCUUUUGUUUCUAUGUUGGCCGGUGUGGUUCUCAAUCAGAGGCAACGUGUAUCAGCUGUUGCUUGUUGUCUCUGAUUGGGAACCAUACUUAGGCAGCCUGUUUUCCACAGUGUGUUGUGGGAUCUUGUUCCGUUUGGUUUGUGUAACCGUAGGACUUCACGUUUCGUAUCGUUUGUUGUUUUGUUCGUGUGAUCAUAAAAAAUAAAAAUAUGUUCGCAUUCCACGCUGCGCCUUGGUCCUCUCAGUUCGACGAUCGUGACAGAAGAUCCCACCAUAACUGGACCAAGCAGCGUGUCCAGGAGCCAAUGCCAGAGGUGACUCUGAAGGAUAUCAACCUCGACUGGGUCAAGCCGCGGGAGGAGGAGAGAGGCUGGACUUUGGAGCAGAGGAGCGAGAGUCUGGCGAGAGCCAUGGAGGCCUGGCCCACGGGGAGGAGAGACGGCCAGACAUUUUUUAGGGGGGGGGCUCACGCCGUGGACGACGGGGCAGCAGGAGGCCGGGAUAGAGUGGUUCAGCGGGUUGGCAAAGGAGGCCGCCAGGUUACGGGAGUCACUGGUCACCAGGGGGAAGGAGAAUGUGGAGGCACGGCGAGAGGUACUGGGGUGUGUUGCCAGAACGGUCCGGCCCGUUCCUGAUUCCCGGGUAGGGCCAGUGGUGUGUGUCCCCAGUACGGUCCGGCUUGUUCCUGUCCCUCGCACCGAGCCUGUGGUGCGCGUCACCAGCCCGGUCCGGCAUGUUCCUGCCCCUCGCACCAAGCCUGUGGUGCGCGUCGUCAGCCCGGUCCGGCCUGUUCCUGCUCCCCGCACCAAGCCAGUGGUGCGCUUCGUCAGCCCGGUUCGGCCCGUCCCUGCUCCCCGCACCAAGCCAAUGGUGCGCAUCGUCAGCCCGGUCCGGCCUGUUCCUGCUCCCCGCACCAAGCCAGUGGUGCGCUUUGUCAGCCCGGUUCAGCCCGUCCCUGGUCCCCGCACCAAACCAGUGGUGCGCUUCGUCAGCCCGGUUCGGCCCGUCCCUGCUCCCCGCACCAAGCCAAUGGUGCGCGUCGUCAGCCCGGUCCGGCCUGUUCCCGCUCCCCGCACCAAACCAGUGGUGCGCUUCGUCAGCCCGGUUCGGCCCGUCCCUGCUCCCCGCACCAAGCCAAUGGUGCGCAUCGUCAGCCCGGUCCGGCCUGUUCCUGCUCCCCGCACCAAGCCAGUGGUGCGCUUUGUCAGCCCGGUUCAGCCCGUCCCUGGUCCCCGCACCAAACCAGUGGUGCGCUUCGUCAGCCCGGUUCGGCCCGUCCCUGCUCCCCGCACCAAGCCAAUGGUGCGCGUCGUCAGCCCGGUCCGGCCUGUUCCCGCUCCCCGCACCAAACCAGUGGUGCGCUUCGUCAGCCCGGUUCGGCCCGUCCCUGCUCCCCGCACCAAGCCAAUGGUGCGCGUCGUCAGCCCGGUCCGGCCCGUCCCUGCUCCCCGCACCAAGCCUGUGGUGCGCGUCGUCAGUCCGGCACAGCCCGUGCCUGUUCCACCGGUGCCUGGUCCGGCACCGGUCAGCUGCUCCACUCCGGAGCUAGAGCAAUCCGCUCCACCAGUGUUCAGUCCAGCUCCGGCCAGCAGGGCCAGACCGAACCAGGGGCGCUUUGGGGGGUUAGAGAGGGAGUGGGGGUCAUGCCCGGAGCCGGAACCGCCUCCGAGGAGGAAUGCCCACCCGGCCCUCCCCUGUUCGGUUUAUGUUUGGCGCCUUUGGGGGGGGGGGGGUACUGUCACGCCCUGGCUCUGGGACUCUGUUAUGUUGAGCCAGGGUGUGUGGUUUCUAUGUGUUUUGUGUGCUAGGGUUAUUAUCAAGUUAUUUUGUUUCUAUGUUGGCCGGUGUGGUUCUCAAUCAGAGGCAACGUGUAUCAGCUGUUGCUUGUUGUCUCUGAUUGGGAACCAUACUUAGGCAGCCUGUUUUCCACAGUGUGUUGUGGGAUCUUGUUCCGUUUGGUUUGUGUAACCGUAGGACUUCACGUUUCGUAUCGUUUGUUGUUUUGUUCGUGUGAUCAUAAAAAAUAAAAAUAUGUUCGCAUUCCACGCUGCGCCUUGGUCCUCUCAGUUCGACGAUCGUGACAGACAGGAUGUGCAGAAAUCAAUCUGUGUGUGAAAUAAAUGUGGGGUAUGCCAAGAGAGAGAGAGAGUGUGUGUGUGUGUGUGUGUGUGUGUGUUUAUAGCCUAGUUGGUGACAGGUCAAUGGUUGCAUUGCCAGGCAGGCAUCCAUAUAUACAAGCAGAUUAUAUAAUUUCACUGCUGACAGGGGUAGAAGAAACAUAGUAAAUGUAAAUCCGGGACACUCCAAUUAUUAUCAUAUGUUGCAUAUCUCUUAGGCCUUAGGAAAUGACAAAACCAGCAAAAGCCCUUUUUUUGCCAGACUGUCUCUGGUGAAUCCUCACUGGGGUAAUAUAGAGCUUAUGGGAUUCCUGUAACACACAAACACAAACACACGUCCCUGUGCUGGUUGGGUGCUGGCUUAAUAAGCCUGAAGGAACCAGCAUCUGUCUAAUGUGAACCCAAUUCUCUGGUGUCUCUGUGUGUGUGUGUGUGUGUGUGUGUGUGUGUGUGAAUGCCAGCUCUGUGUCCUCCGUGUUGGAAACGCUCCAGUAACUCCUUCUUUUCCCACAAUGCUCUCUGUCUCUGUGGAGUAAUGACCGUGGUGAACGGGGCCUCUCAGUCGGACCCUCCUUAUUCUCUCUCAUUCAUCUGAUGUGUGUGUUGUUGUUGCUAAUCUCUCUCUCUCUCUCUCUCUCUCUCUCUCUCUCUCUCUCUAUCUCUCUCUCUCUCUCUCUCUCUCUCUCUCUCUCUCUCUCUCUCUCUCUCUCUGUCUCUCUCUCUAUUUGGCUUACUCUCUUUGUCUUUCUCGCUCUCUAUCUCUAUCUAUUUCUCUCUCUCUCUCUCUCUCUGUCUCAGGACCUCUACUCCGGAGUUCUAUGGAGAGCAGGGGCCUAAGGACAGUGUGUUGAGCAGCACCUACACCCAGAACAAAACAUACACACGCCCUGACGCAGACUGGGCACACUCGCAGAGGUACAUACAUAUGACCCAAACCACACACACGCACGCGCACACACACACACAUGCACCCACAAGAUCGAACAGAAUAGAAUAACCGACAGUUUGGUUGUUGUACUCAUGCAGGAUCUUGUAGAAUGAAAGAACUGCGUAUGGCUUACAGUUGUUCUCUCUGUAUGUCUGUUUCUCCCCCCCUAUCCCCAUCUCUCUCUCCCUCCAGUGCUCUGAUAGAGCAUACUCUGUCUAUCCCUCCUAGCGGUGGUCUGUCCAUCUCCUGUCCACAGCAGACUUCUCUCUUCCCUUCUCCGAUCAGGUAAGUUAUACUAUUUUAUUUUGUAUAUAUUUUUUUUUAAACUCUGCAUCGUUGGGAAAGGUUCUGAAGCAAGCAUUUCACUGCAAAGUCUACACCAGUUGUAUUCGGCGCAUGUGACAAAUAACAUUAGAUUUGAUUAGAUUUUUAACUCACCAUCCAAUCUCACUUAUCAGUAUAGCUUCAUUAAGUCUUAAAAGUUAUCCUUUGUUUAAUUUUAGACCAACUACAUUAUAGUCUAAAACCAUGGUAACCAGCAGAGACUUUGUACUGUAUUGUUGAUGUUCAUGAAUCAGUGUAGUACUGGAUCAACCAAUCACAUGUGUAUGUUACCAAGCAGCCCAGGCGGCUCCAGCCCCUCCACUCCUAAGAGUGACUCGGAGCUGACCAAUCAGAGCAAAGACAACCCUGAGAUGCUGUGGGCCUGGGGAGAGCUGCCACAUGCUGCCAAGGUACAGAGAGAGGGAGGGAGGUGGGGAGGGAGGGAGUGAGGGGUUGAAGGGAGGGAGGUGGGGACGAAGCGGGAGGGAGGGAAGGAAGGAAGGAGGGAGAGAGAGAGAGGGAAGAGAGGAAUGGGAGGGAGGGAAAUAGGGAGGGGAGACAGAUCCAGAUAGACAGAAAAAGAAAGAGACAGAACAGGAAAGAAAGGACACAAAAAGGGAGACAUUAUGUCCACACAGUGAUCCAGAAAUCAGGACUGAUGUUGGCAGACUUUAAUCUCUUUAAUCAUCUUCCAUGAGAGCAGCUGAGAAACACGCUAAUAAUCUAGCACUCACGCUAACCACACAUACUUUAUCUCUCCUCUCUCUCUCCUCUCUCUCUCUCUCUCUCUCUCUCUCUCUCUCUGCUCUCUCUCUCUCUCUUCUCUUCUCUCUCUCUCCUCUCUCUCUCUCUCUCUCUCUCUCUCUCUCUUCUCUCUCUCUUCUCCUCUCUACACCCUACCUCCCCUCCCUUGCUCUGUCCUGGUCUGUCUUUCUCUCCCUCUCGCUCUCUUCUUUCUCCUCUCUCUUUCUCUUUCCCUCUCUCUCUCCUCCUCUAGCCCUCCUUCUUCCCUCCGUUCCAGAUGCAAGAUUCUUUGAUGAUGUCCCCUGUCACCAUCCCUGUGUGUGACAGCACACACUUCAGGACCAUCACUGGAGACGGUGUCCCCUCUGAUCAGAUCCAGACCCAGAGCCACACAGACAGCAGCCCCCCGUCCCUCACCCUGUACGUUCCCCAGCCUGGGGACAACACUACUGGGUCUGUGGCUAGGCCUGAGUCUGGGGCCAGGUCUGGUUUUGGGGCUGGGGCUGGAGGAGACAUGGAGGUAGUAUGGGUAGCCUGUAGAGAGGUGGAGGGGGAGGGGCUGGUGGCCUCCAGGUUGCUGUCAGAACUGGAUGAGGGGGGCCACAGGGACAACACGGUCAGACACACAGACUCCCCAUCUAAGAGGAAAGGUAUGCAGCUCACAAGUCUGCUUCUUUAAUGAUCUGGUUUAUUUCAGUGUCACAUUCAGGGUUAGAUUGUAAUCAGAGUUUAUGGACAGUCAUGUUUGAGUAGCUGAACCAUUACCUCGAAGGAGAGUACAGACAGAAUAUAUAUAAAUCGGUUUAGAUUCCAGAAUUGUUAUUGAAACUGUCACUCACAUCUGUAAAUAUGAAUGCCUCAGCCAUUAGUUUCAUGUCAAGUUAAUGAAUGAAAGUAAUGCCUUGUCAAUCAUUGUAUCCAUGGUAAUGUGUGACGCUGUACCUGCAGACAAGAGGAGCCACCACCUGGGCUCUGAUGGAAUCUACCUGGAUGACAUCACUGAGCUGGAGCCAGAUGUGGCCGCUCUCUACUUCCCCAAAAGGUAACACAACUGUAACUUACACACACACACCUGUUACAUACACACACAUCAGUGGAGGCUGGUGGGAGGAGCUAUAGGAGGACGGGCUCAUUGUAAUGGCUGGAAUGGAAUUAAUGGAAUGGUAUCAAACAUCAAAUAUGGAAACCACAUGUUUGACUCCACCCCAUAUUCUAUUCCAGCUAUUCGAAUGAGCCCGUCCUCCUACAGCUCCUCCUACCAGCCUCCACUGACACACAAAUACACACACUCAACACAUCCAUACACACACAUACCAGUAACAAACACACACCUGUUACGCACACACAUACACACACUCACCUAUCCUGUCCUACACACAGACUUGUCCUACACUCCUGACCCUAUGACCCUGUUCCUUAGUGACGGGGGCGGUUCGGUAAGAGUGGGUGCGGAGACGGGGGUGCGGAGCGCCAACCAAUCCCCUCAGUCGGUGGGCAGCAGUGAGAUGGACAGCGGCGUGGACAGCUACUCUGACCAGCUGGGAGACAUACCCAACAUCACCAUCUCCCUGUGUGGAGGUCUCACUGACAACAGAGAAAUCACAAGAGGUAGGGGCUGCUAAACACAUGGGCUGCAUCUCAAUAGUGUCUGGUUUACUUCUUGGUAUAACUGAAUAGGUGCAAAUUGUCGCUACAUCUAUUUGCUGCCAUAUUGUUUUCAACUAUCCAGUCAUCUCUCCUGUCUGGGUCCUACAGAACAGUUGUAUUAACCCUCUCCUGUCUGGGUCCUACAGAACAGUUGUAUUAACCCUCUCCUGUCUGGGUCCUACAUAACAGUUGUAUUAAUCCUCUCCUGUCUGGGUCCUACAUAACAGUUGUAUUAACCCUCUCCUGUCUGGGUCCUACAGAACAGUUAUAUUAACCCUCUCCUCUCUGUGUCCUACAGAACAGUUAUAUUCAAUCAAAUCAAAAUGUAUUUGACACAUGCGCGGAAUACAACAGGUGUAGACCUUACAGUGAAACGCUUACUUACAAGCCCUUAACCAACAAUGCAGUUUUAAGAAAAAUACGUGUUAAGUAAAAAAUUGAUAAGUAAAUAAUAAAAAUAGAUAAUAAACAGAGUAGCACCAGCGUAAAAUAGGGGGUGGGGUGGGGUGGUGGGGACAAUGCAAAUAGUCCGGGUAGCCAUGAUUAGCUGUUCAGGAGUCUUAUGGCUUGGGGGUAGAAGCUGUUAAGAAGCCUUUUGGACCUAGACGUGGCGCUCCGGUACCGCUUGCCGUGCGGUAGCAGAGAGAACAGUCUAUGACUAGGGUGGCUGGAGUCUUUGACAUUUUUUUUUUUUUUAGGGCCUUCCUCUGACACUGCCUGGUAUAGAGGUCCUGGAUGGCAGGAAGCUUGGCCCUAGUGAUGUACUGGGCCGUACGCACUACUUAACCCUCUCCUGUCUGUGUGUCUCUACAGAACAGUUUGAGGAGAGAGCCAUCUCUUACCAGCAGUUCACGGAAAACCCCUCCAUCAUCGACGAUCCCAACCUGGUGGUCAAGAUAGGAACCAAGUAUGUAAAAUACCUCUAACUCUGCAUCAUAGCAGUGAAGAUAGCAGAGAUGUGAUUUUUCUUGAUUAAUCAGGACACAUUAUCCUCCAUUCAUAUGUAAUUGAAUCUGACCUAUCCCAUAGCCAAAAUCCCGAUUUGAUAUGUUGUCCUGACCACAUCCCUGACAGGAAAGUAUGUAAUGUACAGAACAUACCACUGAACACCCUUUGUGUGCAGUCAAAUAUAGUACUACUGAUAAGAAAUCUACUGUAUAAACUGGAGAUUAAACAAUGAUCAUAUGUCUGUGUUUUCUCCUCCAGGUACUAUAACUGGACUACUGCAGCCCCUCUGAUGCUGGCUAUGCAGGUGUAUCAGAAGCCCCUGCCAUUGGUAAGACCUCCACAACAUUAGCAACAUGCUAUUAGCAUAGCAUCUGGGCUACACGGCUGGUAGACUAUGUGCUGAUCUCAAAUAUAGUGCACUGUACCGGAGUGGUUUUACCUGAGGUUUAUCAUAUGUCACAUUAAUCAUAUGGCAAUGUAAAAAGAACAGUCCAAAUGUAACCCAUCUACCUGCUAAAUCUGUGGCCCAGUUCUGCGUCUGGCCAUGCAUGUUUUGUUUUUGUGUGAAUUCCUACAUCCUCUGUCUCGUUUGAACUUCAUGCACACUGGAAAGCAUUCUCCUUAACCACGUGUCCUCUUAACGCUCAAGUCUUUUCCCCUUUUUGUUCCCUUCUUUAAUUUGUUCUCCCUCAAUCUCACCUCCCAUCCGGCCCCUAUUGGCCUUCAGUACUCCUGUCUGAGUUAUGUGUACUCUGCCUUUGGCCUCUUCUCCUACUGUUUACCCAGUCAGUUCAGCUCCAGCCCUGUGGGUCCCUUCAGUUUCAGCUGUCUGUCUUGUCUGUCUGUCUGCUGGGUAUAGCAUGUCUGUCUGUCUGUCUGUCUGUCAGUCCAUCCCAUCUGUCUGUUGGGUAUAGUAUGUCUGUCUGUCCACUGUCUGUCUGUCUGCCUAUUGGGUAUAGUAUGUCUGUCUGUCCACUGUCUGUCUGUCUGCCUGUUGGGUAUAGUAUGUCCACUGUCUGUCUGUCUGUCUGUAGCAUAUCUGUCUGUACGUCUGUCUCUCUCUAUGUCUCUUUGUGUGUUUUUCCUCUCUCUCUCUCUUCUAUUUCGUUCUGUCUCUUUGUCUCCCUCCCUUUGUCGCUGCCUGUCUUCGUUAGAUCACCAUCAUCCAGUCAUAUGACACUAGCUUCACUUAUUUGCAUUUGGGUUUUUGUAUCUCUGUGUUUUUGCGUUUCAGUGGUUUUGUUGAGUUGUGGUUUUGGUCAGGAACUGUGUGCGUUUGCAUCAGGCCGCAGUGGAGAACAUCAUGAAGGAGAAGAUGCCCAAGAAAGGAGGCCGCUGGUGGUUCUCAUGGCGCAGCAGGAACAGCGAUUCCAAAUCGGUACACCCCUCAGCUCAAAUACACACACCUCUGUAACACACACCAUAACCAGGAAACUUCUGCAGAAGUUACAGUAUUGGAGGCCUAGUUGACUGGCAUAUUAUAUUUGCUAGAAUUUCCUGGUUGUUGUUGUAUGAGUGUGUGACUGGUUGUUUGUCCCCAGGACUCAGUGUCUGAGACAGGACUUGGAGAUGAGGGAGAGGCCUCGCUCAGCAUGGCUCCAGUCAAUGGGUAACUACACUUCUCUAACACCAGAAAAGUUUAUAAUGCGCAAUAUAAUUUAAUUAUUUUGAAUACACGUUUAUAUACCCUAGUUUACAGAUCAUCAUAUACAUUAUACAGAAAGGGUCGGUUUCAUGGACUGAUUCUCCUUUGAGUUUGCUUUUUAGUUCAGGACUAGGCUUAAUCUGUGUCCGGGAAACCCCCCCUAGAAGUUUAUACUACAUUGUUUAUAUAGUGUUUAGAUUCUGGUUAUAAAGUCAGAAAUGCAUUUAUAGCUGAACUGUUGUCAUAACAGAAUGAAGGAGGAGUCUUCCUCCAGCGAUGAGGACCACAGAUUGUCCAAUCAGGGCUCAGAAUCCUGCAAGGCCGAGCCCCUUCUUACACCCGGUAGUGUGUGCUACAGGAAGACCCUCAGACUGACCCCAGAGCAGCUGGUGAGAGACACAACACUGUUCCCCUAACAUCUAUUGAUUUAACUUAUGAUCUCAGAACUGCUGAUGAGAAACAAUACUUCUCACCUCUUUAUGUGGUGACGUUGUGUUCAGUGUGAAUGGGUAAUGUAGUCUUUGUGUCCUCAGGCCAGUCUGCAGUUGAACCACUCAGUAGCAGGGUUAGAGUUAGAGGGUGUAUGGGUAAUGUAGUCCUUGUGUCCACAGGCCAGUCUGCAGUUAAAGGAGGGUCCUAAUGAGGUGGUGUUCAGUGUGACCACUCAGUACCAGGGCACCUGCCGCUGCCAGGGCACCAUCUACCUCUGGAGCUGGGACGACAAGAUCAUCAUCUCAGACAUUGACGGCACCAUCACCAGGUGUGUGUAUGCAUGCAUGAGUUUUAUUGGCAGUUGUGUGUGAUCAUGUUAUAUCUCUGUUAAUGGUAGGUUAAUGAGGUGUGUGUGUGCGCGUGCGUGCAUGUGUCCUCUCUUGCAGGUCGGACACCCUGGGCCACAUUCUGCCCACGCUGGGUAAAGACUGGACCCACCAGGGCAUUGCCCGCCUCUACCACCGAGUCAGCCAGUGAGUUCCCACAAGAGGAAUUCAAUAACUAUAGAUGAGCAUUAGAGUAAUGGAACCUUGUUCACAUUUAGAAUAGGGCUCAAUGUAAGAUCAAUUAACUUUAUUCAUGGUGUUUCAAUCUACAAGGUUUAGUACGUUGCACCCUAAUGAAGGCAGCCCUGUCCCCUCCCUCACUCUUAGGAAAGACUAAGAGAGGAGAAUCAUUAAAUCUCAUUCUCUUCCUCUACCUAUCCCUCUAUCUUUCUCUCUCUCUCUCUCGCGCUAUCCCUCUCUAUCCCCCUCUCUCUCUCUCUCUCUCUCUCGCUCUCUCUCUCUCUCUCUCUCUCUCUCUCUUUUUCAGGAAUGGUUAUAAGUUUAUGUACUGCUCAGCGAGGGCCAUAGGUAUGGCUGAUAUGACGAGGGGGUAUCUACACUGGGUCAACGAGAGAGGAACCAUGCUGCCUAUAGGACCUGUCCUACUCAGCCCCAGCAGUCUGUUCUCAGCUCUGCACAGGUGAGGAACACAUACACACACACACACACACACACCAUCAUCACUCAUCACCAUCAUCAUCGUAAAAAUAAACACAGCAGAAGCAAAAAAGAGUGAAACACAAUAGUGAACAAUCAUAUGGUAACAAUAGUGAACAAUCAUAUGGUAACAAUAGUGAACAAUCAUAUGGUAACAAUGUACAGCAGCUGAUGUAAUAGAACUAGCUAUCCCUGGAUUGUAUAACGAUGAUUCCAUCCCGUCCGUCCAUCCUGUCCUUGUCCUUCCUGUAGGGAGGUGAUAGAGAAGAAGCCUGAGAGGUUUAAGAUCCAGUGUCUGACCGACAUCAAGCAGCUGUUCUACGCCAACACUGAGCCUUUCUACGCAGCCUUUGGCAACAGAGCCACGGUGAGAGCCCUGCUUUCUCCAACACUGCACAUGUUACCUUAGGCUACUUUUUAGAUUCAUUUGUCUGGAACCAUGCACAGUAAUGAACCGAUCUGUAAAUGUGACAGAUUAAGCCAAAAGGCUAUUUUCAAACUGAAAAUUCUGUUUGAUACCGUUGCAGUUGUGGUUGUGUGUGUGUUUUUGGAUAGUAUGUCGGUUGUUGUUAAAGUUGUUGUUGUUUAGGAUGUGUAUUCCUAUAAGGAGGUGGGGGUUCCCCUAAACAGGAUCUUCACAGUCAACCCCAAGGGAGAGCUGAUACAGGAACACGCUAAAACCAACAUCUCAUCGUAAGUCAGACAUCUUUCUCCCUUGUAUCUUUCUUCAUCUGUCUUUAUCUGUCUCUGUUUCUAUCUCCCUCAGUAGCUCUCUCUCUCUGUCUUUGUGUCUGUCUAUGAACAAUGAAGUGAAGUAUGUUUCUGUUUGUGUCCCUGCCAGGUAUGGUGGUCUGUGUGAGGUGGUAGACCACGUCUUCCCCCUGUUGAUCAGAGGCCACGUCUCUGACUUCUCCUGCCCUGACACCUUCAGCCAGUUCACCUACUGGAGAGAACAACUGCCCCAGGUCCACAGCCCCAACCAGCCCCAGGUCCACAGCCCCGACCAGCCCCAGGUCCACAGCCCCGACCAGCCCCAGGUCCACAGCCCCGACCAGCCGCAGGUCCACAGCCCCGACCAGCCCCAGGUCCACAGCACCGACCAGCCCCAGGUCCACAGCCCCGACCAGCCCCAGGUCCACAGCCCCGACCAGCCCCAGGUCCACAGCCCCGACCAGCCCCAGGUCCACAGCACCGACCAGCCCCAGGUCCACAGCCCCGACCAGCCGCAGGUCCACAGCACCGACCAGCCCCAGGUCCACAGCCCCGACCAGCCGCAGGUCCACAGCCCCGACCAGCCCCAAGUCCACAGCCCCAACCAGCCCCAGGUCCACAGCCCAGACCAGCCACAAGUCCACAGCCCGAAGUCCACAGCCCCGACCAGCCCCAAGUCCACAGCCCCGACCAGCCCCAAGUACACAUCCCCGACCAGCCCCAAGUCCAUAGCCCCGACCAGCCCCAAGUCCACAUCCCCGACCAGCCCCGAGUCCACAGCCCCGACCAGCCCCUGGACAACAGUUGAGAAGACCCCACACCACAUCAGACCACCCCAGGAGUGA
Coregonus sp. 'balchen' is the source of this 12101-nucleotide messenger RNA. The record is from the annotation of a GenBank genome assembly. NCBI's taxonomy places the organism in Eukaryota, Metazoa, Chordata, Actinopteri, Salmoniformes, Salmonidae.